AUGGCCCUCACGGAGCCCUGGAGCGCCAGCGCCAGCGCCGACCCUUUCGACGACUACUGGGGGUCGGGCAUGCCAGACGAGCUGGAGCUAUGCCCCGCGCGGGCGCUGCCCUACGGCGCCGUCUACAUUCCCGCGCUCUACCUGGCCGCUUUCGCGGCGGGUCUGCUGGGCAACGCCGCGGUGGUAUGGCUGCUGGCGAGCCAGCGCGGGCCGCGGCGGCUGGUGGACACCUUCGUGCUGCACCUGGCGGCCGCCGACCUGGGCUUCGUGCUGAUGCUGCCCCUGUGGGCGGCGGCGGCCGCGCUCGGUGGCCGCUGGCCCUUUGGCAUGGGGCUGUGCAAGCUCAGCAGCUUCGCGCUGGCCGCCACGCGCUGCGCGGGCGCGCUGCUACUGGCUGGCAUGAGUGUGGACCGCUACCUGGCCGUCGGGCAGCGGCUGGACUCGCGGCCGCCCCGCACGCCCCGCUGCGCGCAGGCCGCGUGCGCCGGCGCCUGGGCUGCGGCGCUGCUGGCUGGCCUGCCCGCGCUGGCCUCCCGGGGGCUGCAGCCCGCGCCAGGGGGGCGGGGCAGCCAGUGCGUGGACGCGCCGUCGGACACCUUCCAGGGCCUCGGCCUGCUGCUGCUGCUGCUGACCUUCGCGCUGCCUCUGAGCAUCACGGUAGUCUGCUACUACCUGGUGGCGCGCCGCCUGCGCCGCCUCCCGCACCUGGGCCGCGCCCGGAGGAGCUCGCUCCGCAUCAUCUGCGCCAUCGAGGGCGUCUUCGUGGGCUCCUGGCUGCCCUUCGUCGCACUGCGCGCCCUCUCCCACCUGGCGCGCCUGGGCGCACUGCCGCUGCCCUGCGGCCUGUUGCUGGCGCUGCGCUGGGGCCUGGACAUCGCCACCUGCCUGGCCUUCGUCAACUCCUGCGCCAACCCUUUCAUCUACCUGCUGCUUGACCGCUCGUUCCGCGCCCGCUUGCGGCUCGGCCUCUGCGGCCGCGCGGGCAGCGGGGCGCGCGGGUCCAGCUCGGCGUCCUCGCUCGCGCCGGACACCAGCUCGGGCUUCCGCAGCCACGCGGGGCCGCCGGCCCGAGACCGCACGGGGCGCGCUGCCGUCUCGGCCGGGAUCUGA
Molecule: messenger RNA, 1110 nt
Organism: Sorex araneus (European shrew)
Lineage: Eukaryota; Metazoa; Chordata; Mammalia; Eulipotyphla; Soricidae
Gene: GPR25
Product: G protein-coupled receptor 25
Exons: 1
Coding region: 1-1110 (369 amino acids)
Biological process (GO): immune response; G protein-coupled receptor signaling pathway
Cellular component (GO): membrane
Molecular function (GO): G protein-coupled receptor activity
Source: RefSeq, a predicted model, not a curated record